Molecule: messenger RNA, 2375 nt
Organism: Arvicanthis niloticus (Nile rat)
Lineage: Eukaryota; Metazoa; Chordata; Mammalia; Rodentia; Muridae
Gene: Ralb
Product: RAS like proto-oncogene B
Biological process (GO): signal transduction
Cellular component (GO): membrane
Molecular function (GO): GTPase activity; GTP binding
Source: RefSeq, a predicted model, not a curated record
GAACGGAAGGGAGGGCUGCCUCUGGAGAGGGUUGCCGAGCGGACAGCGGGAACGCGCUCCGGGGGUGGGGACGCUAGAGCUCACGACUGUUCAAUGACAAAUCGACUGGGGACAGCUGGGGUCCGGCCCCAGGACGGGGCGGGGCGCCCGUGAGAGCGGCGAUUCUGGUUGUACGCAAAGCCAGUGCGGCGGUGGGACGGCUCCCCCAGCUCCUCAUCUGGGCCAUCUGUCCGUGUGUCACCAUCUCAGACCAGCAGGAUGGCUGCCAACAAAGGCAGGAGCCAGGGCUCCCUGGUGCUUCACAAGGUCAUCAUGGUUGGCAGCGGAGGGGUCGGCAAGUCAGCCCUGACACUUCAGUUCAUGUAUGACGAGUUUGUAGAAGACUAUGAGCCCACCAAAGCUGACAGUUACAGAAAGAAGGUGGUUCUCGACGGGGAAGAAGUUCAGAUAGACAUCCUGGACACAGCCGGCCAGGAGGACUAUGCAGCCAUCCGUGACAACUACUUCCGAAGCGGAGAAGGCUUUCUGCUGGUGUUCUCCAUCACGGAGCACGAGUCUUUCACCGCCACAGCCGAGUUCAGGGAACAGAUUCUCCGAGUCAAGGCCGAGGAGGAUAAGAUCCCGCUACUGGUUGUGGGCAACAAGUCGGACCUGGAGGAGCGGAGGCAGGUGCCCGUGGAUGAGGCCCGAGGCAAAGCGGAAGAGUGGGGUGUGCAGUAUGUGGAGACAUCUGCAAAGACCCGCGUCAACGUGGACAAGGUGUUCUUUGAUCUGAUGAGAGAAAUCCGGGCAAAAAAGAUGUCGGAAAACAAGGACAAGAAUGGCAGGAAAAGCAGCAAGAGCAAGAAGAGCUUCAAGGAUCGGUGCUGCUUGCUGUGAGCAGGCUGCGGACACAGCAGAGUGGGCCACAGUGCAGCGCAGUGAGCCCGAGGUGGCCUCCCGGCUGGCUGGCCCCGGCUGGCUCCCUGCUCUCCGCAGCUGCAUUCACUACCACUUCUUGAGUUGGGACAGAUAUCCCCGCAUCGGUGGCUGGCAGAAGAGUCUGUGUAAUGCAUCUGUUAACUUCGCCAGGAGCUUUGAGAGUCUGCCCCCCUCCCACCCUUCCUGAACCGUGACUGCCACCAGCUCUAGGGUCUUAGUGCCCGAGAUCAGGAGCCCGAGAUGUGACGACAAGAAAGUAUUGCCAGCUUAUUCCCCUCGUUCUGGGACAUGGUCAUCUUUGUUAGAAAAUCUAAAUGCUUCAUAUUAGCUGGGCAUGGUGGUGCACCCCUGUAGUCCCAGAACUCUAGAAGGUAAGGCAGGGAGGGUAUCCUGAACCCAAGGCCAGCCUGGACUACCUAGCAAGACCCUGUCUCUAGAAGAAAAAAAUAAUUAACAUCUUAUUUUCUUAGAUUUUAAAAAAGGAUCUCCGGCAAGGCCCCUCAUCCGUUCUUACCAGUUUAGAAGUAGACAGGGAAAAAAAAAAAUCAAAGCUCAGGUAUUACUGAAAAAAGCCAAAACGAUUUGUUUCUCUCCUUUCUUUCUUUCUUUCUUUCUUUCUUUCUUUCUUUCUUUCUUUCUUUCUUUCUUUCUUUCUUUCUUUCUUUCUUUCUUUCUUUCUUUCAGAUAAACUGUAGCUUGAAAGCAGAAUUAGAAAGAUGAACUUCACUUGGGCCAGAUAGGCUGAACCAAGCUUCCUGGCUCCUAGAGAAAGUGGGAUGCUGUUCUCUUCAUAUUUAAAUGCCAGCCAGGUGCUGGCUGUGGGCUUUCCCUCCUCAACACCCUUACUUAGUGAGCACCCUUACUUAGUGAGUGUGUGGGGGAGAUGCAGGCCAGUGCCCCACAGCGGGCUUGCCUUUUCUGACUAGGUCAUUUCACAUCUUCUGGUUCCCUCCCACACCAGCCAUAGGCCUGUUCUUCCUUCUGAAAAAUGUGACCAGUUCGAACUAUGUCCCAGAACAUGGGACCUGGCGCCAGCUACCUCUCUAGACUCCCGGUGACUCUCAAUUUACAAGCAGAAGAGGGGAAGGCUUAGAAGGGUCAUCUCCUGUAGCUCCCAGCAGCUGAUUCUGAUGGCACUGAGAUGAACCAGGUUCCAGAGGCCUCUCUGUUAAGCUUCCUAACAGGAAAAGGGGCUCUGGGACAGGGGCCUGCCACAGAGCACACACUCCUCCCAUUUUCCAGAAGUGAACAUUUCAUGUUUAGGUGUCGAAUGUGAAUCUGGGUGGGGAGAGGGGGAGCCCUUCAAAUGGAUGGUUUUUUGGCUUUUGGGUUGUUUUUUGUUUUUUUUUUUUUUAUAGAGGUUAUGGGAACCAAGGUCUGAUCCCUGGAAACUGAUCUGGUGUCACUUCCAAAGAAUCAUGGGCUUUUUCGAAUAAAAAAAUUUACACUUUUCA